Ananas comosus (pineapple) is the source of this 504-nucleotide messenger RNA. RefSeq lists its product as uncharacterized. The transcript is spliced from 3 exons. The record is from RefSeq and is a predicted model, not a curated record. NCBI's taxonomy places the organism in Eukaryota, Viridiplantae, Streptophyta, Magnoliopsida, Poales, Bromeliaceae. Bases 1 to 315 code for a protein of 104 amino acids.
AUGGGUCGGUUUCGUUUAAUUCUGCAAUCCUUUUCUCUACUAUUACCACUACUACUACUGGUGGUUUUGUCCCUUGGGGUGGAAGGAAUUCGUCUUGGUUGCAGCGGUGGUAUUGGGUGUUUAAAUUACGACACUGCUCCUUCAGUUAAUUAUGAAUACGGUGCAUCAAAGGAGGCCGUGAUGAGGGGUUUUUACAGGGAGGGGGUGGUCGGAACGGCGACGGCGACGGCGGUGGCGGAGGAGCUGAGGUGGGUCCCGUCGGGGCCGGACCCACUGCACCACAACGGUAGCCCCAAAAAGCCCCAGACGCCUUGACGCGUGUCGGGUCCGGAUUGGCUGGAGCUGUGACUGGAAAGGCCGUGGAGGUGGAAGCAGGAAAUAUAUAUCCAAAUUAUAAGCAACUUUUUGUGUAGUAAAUCAGUGGCACAAUGUGCGUGAUACAAGUAACAAGUGUGCUGCUGCUGCUACUUAAUUAAUUAAGUUCGUUUUUUUUUUUUUUUUUUU